GAGGCUCACACACGCAGGAGGAGAGAGGGAGUAGAAACUGUUAAAAACGUGUGUGUUCGCUCUUGCCAGUCUCAGCAUCGCUCAGUUUGUGCAGGAGGCUGCAGCUCAGGAUCUCCACUCCAGAUAUGAUCUGCACACUUCUCAGUCGUUUCUCUCCAAGCUGGGAUCCCUUCAUUUGUUUGCUUGGAUGUUAACAGUCUGCUGCGUAUUGAUGGAUUUCUCAUACCACAACUAAUCUGACUCAAACCCGGGAUCGUUUCAAGAACAGACAAAAAAAAAAAGGGGGUGCCCAGGUAGUUUUAAGGUUUUUGGAAGCUGCAGCUCAUCCUGUGUUGGACAUGGGACCGUGCGUCAGCAGAGAGGGAUCCGGUGUCGGAGGGAGAGCAUCUUCCUGAAGGAGGAGAAGCCCGUGUGCAGGAGUUUUUUUUAUUUUUUUUAUAGUAUUGCUUUUUGCUACCGGGGAGGUGGAGCUGAGGGUUUUUACGCGCCGGAAUGAUGCGUCCCAAUCGCGGCUUCAUCCUGCUCCUCCUCAACGGAACCGCUUGUUUGGUGGCCCUUGGUCAAGAAGACGACUCUGCUAGCCCCAAGAGCUCUUCAGACGACUCCUCCAAGACGGUGGGCCUCCUGAGUGGGCAGACUCCACUCUCGCCCCUGAGCCGCUGGAUGCUUCACAGUAAGAGCAGAGCGGCUAACACAACUUCUCUGGAGCUCCCCUACCGGACCCCGGUCCCUUUUUCCAAGCAGGAGUUUUCCAAACAGGAGUUCUGGGAGAUGUUGGGCAGCGACCUGCUCAAACCGGACGCUUCCAGCUCCAGAGUCAAACGGCGACCAAUCGUCAAGACGGGCAAGUUCAAGAAGAUGUUUGGCUGGGGAGACUUCUACUCCAACAUCAAGACGGUGAGGCUUAAUCUGCUGAUCACCGGCAAGAUUGUGGAUCACGGUAACGGCACAUUCAGCGUCUACUUCCGCCACAACUCCACAGGCCAGGGAAACAUCUCAGUGAGCCUGGUGCCACCCGUCAAGGCGGUUGAGUUCGAUCUGGAGCGCCAGAGCGUGGUCUACCCAAAGGACUCAAAGAUCUUCAACUGCCGCGUGGACUAUGAAAAGGUGGAUCGCAGCAAGCGCACGUCGCUGUGCAACUACGACCCCUCCAAAACCUGCUUUCAGGAGCAGAUCCAGAGCCACGUGUCCUGGAUCUGCUCCAAGCCUUUCAAGGUUAUCUGCAUCUACAUUUCCUUCUACAGUACGGACUACCGUCUGGUCCAGAAGGUUUGCCCGGACUACAACUACCACAACGAGAUGCCCUAUCUGCCCUCGGGUUAGAGUGCUAGUAGGGGGUGAGGAGAGGUGGGAGAGGAGAAGAAAAAAAAAGUGAGGGUGAGAAGAAGUGACUGCAACAUAAGAGGAGGAAACCAGGGCUGAGAAUCAUCCGUAAUGCCACGGUGGCUGAAGAUACCUUAAAAAAGCCCUCUUUGUAGCCUGACUUCUGUAAGAUGUAAAAACAUAUAUGCAAAACUAAAACUACCGUAUGCAGACAAAGAGGCAUUUGGAAUGCUAAACAGCAGCAUUCAUUAACUGGGACUGCUACUGAAAUUCAAAAACCGCCAACAUGCACAUUCUUACCUCAAUCCUGUUUUGUAAUGCCAACUUUCUCGCCAGCUAUUUCUGUCCUCCAUUCAGUCAUUUGUUAAUGUGGAAUGUUCUUUUAAUCACCUUUUUGCAAAGUCACAAGGCAGUAUUUACAGUAAAAGAACACAUUUAAAUGCUCUGAUAAGACUCACUAGAGAGUUGUAUACAAAUCCAGACUUUAUUACAAACAUCAUGACGGUACUUAAUAUCGUACACUGUGAUGGCAUAGACGACUUUUCAAUUGUAUCCAAGGAAUGUCUUUUUUUCCUCAUACUAAGAGCAGAUGAAUGUAAAGUGUAAGCAGUCGCAGGAUCUUUUAGGUUACACUUAAAGUCUCUUUCAAUUGGGCAUGCUUUUAAUGCUUUCUUUACAGUUCUUCUAACUCUUUCAUUUCACAUGUAAGCAUCCCAUCAUGGCGUUUUCAGUGUGUAGCGUUGGGUUUUGCAACCUGCCAAAUCUGAUUACGCCAUACUUCAUGCACACCACCUUUAUUUCAGUGGGAAAAAAAGGAAAGAAGGGACAAAAAGAAAAUAAUAAAAUUGCCAAGGAAAAGUAUUUUCUCAACAAAGAUUUAGGACCAGGGCUUAAGACAAGUUCAGUGCAAAGGAAAUAACUAGAUUCUGCAUAGAGAUAGAAUUGGCCCUCCAUACUUAAAGAGAGGUGGGGGAGAGAGGGAGAGCGAUUCAGUGAGCUGUUUUAAUUAAAGUGGAGAAGGAGAUGUAGAGUAUGCAGCUCCUUCUAUUGUCCCCUCUGUAUGAAAAAGAUUACAUUUUGUUGCCGUCAGGAUUCCUGAUUUCACGCCUUGAUAACUUUGACUGUGUGCGGGAGAUUGCUCUCUCCCGACAAAUGCUGUGUUCACUAACGGCGUCCCGUUAUCUUGAAUAAAUGAAAAUAUUAUCAUAAUAAUUGCAUAUAAUUUAAUCUCCUUUAGAACUAAUUAAGGUUUCAACAAGAGGGCGAAUUGUAUUCCUAAAAAUCAAGACAGUGGGAGGAUAAGAGGACAAUUCAAAAGGAUUGUUGUGGGUUUUUUUUUUUUUUUUAUAGCGUGGAGCUGGCAGCCAAAGCAGGGCCCAGAGUUAACUGCUCUCAUUAAGAUAAAUGGCCACAGGCUGGCCCAUCUCAUGUUGCUCUCACAAAUAUUAUCAGUGGAGAGGAGCUCACAAUGGAGCUAUGAAUUAGGUAGGAUGUGUGCAGAGAGGUUAACCCUGUCCUGCUUAUGAGCACACAAUGACUUCUCAGUUCAUUAACAAUGUUGCAAGAAAGGUGUGAAGAGUCAUUAACCGGCAAGAUAAGAUACCCGUUUUGAUGUUAAUUUGAUAUGAUAUCAGGGAUGAAGCCGAUAUCAAGCAGUGUUGUCCCAGGUGGGCGGUGAAUGAAAGUGUCCUCCUGUGGGGGGAAGCAUAAGGCCAGACAUAAAUGCAUGGUCUCAGCUGCUCAGUGUGAGAGCAGGAGAGAAGCUAAAGAUAGCAACAAAGACCUGUAAAUGUGAUCAUCAGAGCUCUGAGUUUUUAAUUUAGUCUUAAAGAGGGGGGUAGCCCCUCUCCAUAUGCCACCAAAUCAACGUGAGAAAUGGCAGCAGGGCACGAGCAAUUCCGCAGGGGACUGACAGCACCUGCAGGAAUGAAACAUGCUGCUUAAGUCAAACCUCUGCUUUCUCUUGCAUGUCAUCGUUUGUCCAAAGAGAUAUGUCCUACAUGCAUCCAUUUGAUUCUGAAACAUAUCUGGCUCCUGGUUUAGUGCAAGAGUCUCGCAAAACUGAGGAGAUUUUCUUAAAGAGGAAACUAUCAAUCAGAGCGCCAACUCCAGGAAAGCUUGUCUAGACACACUCUCAUUUCUGCCAUGUCACAGUAAGUGAUUACGCAGGAUUUAUUUGAAAGUAAACAUAAAGAGUCCCGGUGGAACAUGCAGUAUAGAUGAGGGAUUGGCAGCAUCUGAAACCAACUGCAUGACACAUGUCUGAGAAUCUUUUCUUUUACUGCUGGAUGCACGUGUAUAAAUUGCGUAUAAACCAGCAAAUACGACGCAAUGCCUCUUCUUCCAUCCAUCCCACUGGCUGUAUAAAAGAGGCUGGCAAAGCCUUGUGACAUCACCCCUUGGUUUUAGCCACCUUUUGACGCCAAAAGUUUGACAUCUUGGGUUUUUUUAAACCAUGCAGUAUGAUUUUGGACAUUGUUUAGCUGUGUUUGAUUGUGCUCAAUUUUAUUACAUCAAUUAGUUGACUUGUCUGAAUCUAAAUUUUCAUUUUCUUGACAGGGAAAUUAACCCCUAAAAAUACCUAAUUUAAAGGCUAAGCCAACGUCUUUUAAACAGUAAAUGGUUCAUCCAUUUCCUCAUCCUGCAGCUCUGUUUGCCCUUUCUGUAUACAUCUGCCUGUUAC
Messenger RNA from Labrus mixtus (cuckoo wrasse), 4006 nucleotides. Its product is annotated as neurexophilin-1. The transcript is spliced from 2 exons. Bases 493 to 1323 code for a protein of 276 amino acids. The record is from RefSeq and is a predicted model, not a curated record. Gene Ontology annotation, molecular function: signaling receptor binding. NCBI's taxonomy places the organism in Eukaryota, Metazoa, Chordata, Actinopteri, Labriformes, Labridae.